UUCCAAACACCAACCCCCCCCGACUGCCAUCAUCAGACACACAUUCCUCCUCAGCAGCCCAGCAGAAUUAGCUGGCUGGCCACCCCAUGGGUUUAAGGCUCAUAAAACAUAAAUAUAUUAGCUGGGGCAGGAAGUGCGGAGGGUAGAAUAAAUCAUUAUAGUGUUCAUUAACUGCAAAGCAUUUCUCAGAUUAGCUGAGCGGUAGCAAGCAGGCCAGAGGGCUCCAAGCUGGGUGACCUGCCACCUUGAUGGCAAGCCAUGGACAGUGGCUGGAGAUGGAGACCCUGGUCCGGGAGGACGAAGAGGGGGCCCUGGAGAAAGGGGGAGGAAGCCCUCCCAGGACUGCCACUCAGGGUGUGCCAGGUCCCACCCCCAGAGGCGGGGCCAGGCUGAGCCCCGCCAGCCUCAGCUCCAUCCCUCCAGGAACCCAGGCGAGGGCAGAGCCUGGGCAGCGAAGAAUCCCGGCCCUGCUGUCCCCGCAGAGUGGAGGCACCAUGCCCUCACCCGUCAGGACACCAGACAUCAUCGCCAGACGACCUGCAGCGAUGGCUGUGGCCACCCCCUGACCCCCAGAGGAAAAGCCCAGGCUGGGCGAGCCAGACCUGCCCCCACAGCCAUGCACCCCUGUUGCUGCUCCAAACCUCCCCUGAUCCCAGGCCCAAGAUGACACCCAACAGCACCAGGGAGGUGGCCAGCCCUGUUCCUUCAGGGACCCUGGGCCUCUCCCUGGCCCUGGCGAGCCUCAUCGUUGCUGCCAACCUGCUCCUGGCCCUGGGCAUCGCUGGGGACCGCCGCCUGCGCAGCCCACCUGCCGGCUGCUUCUUCCUGAGUCUGCUCCUGGCUGGACUGCUCACUGGGCUGGCACUGCCCACGCUGCCGGGCCUAUGGAACCAGAGCCGCCGGGGCUACUGGUCCUGCCUCUUCCUCUACCUGGGUCCCAACUUCUCCUUCCUCUCCCUGCUCGCCAACCUCCUGCUGGUGCACGGGGAGCGCUACAUGGCAGUGCUGCGGCCUCUGCGACCCCACGGGAGCACUCGGCUGGCCCUCAUCCUCACCUGGGCCGGGCCCCUGCUCUUCGCCAGCCUGCCCGCUCUGGGCUGGAACCACUGGGUCCCGGGUGCCAACUGCAGCUCCCAGACUGUCUUCCCAGCCCCCUACCUCUACCUCGAAGUCUAUGGCCUCCUGCUGCCCGCCGUGGGCGCUGCCGCCCUCCUCUCGGCCCGUGUGCUGGUCACCGCCCACCGCCAGCUGCAGGACAUCCGCCGGCUGGAGCGGGCCGUGUGCCGUGGUGCGCCCUCGGCCCUGGCCCGGGCCCUCACCUGGAGGCAGGCCAGGGCACAGGCCGGAGCCACACUGCUCUUCGGGCUGUGCUGGGGGCCCUACGUGGUCACCCUGCUCCUCUCCGUCCUGGCCUAUGAGCAGCGCCCACCGCUGGGGCCGGGAACUCUGCUGUCCCUCAUCUCACUGGGCAGCGCCAGUGCGGCGGCCGUGCCCGUGGCCAUGGGGCUGGGUGAUCAUCGCUACACAGCCCCCUGGAGGGCAGCCGCCCAGAGGUGGCUCAGGGUGCUGCGGGCGAGACCCCAGGGCAGUCCUGGCCCUGGCACCUCCUACCACACCAGCUGCCAAAGCAGCGUGGAACUUGACUUGAACUAGAGGAGGGGCUGCUGCUCCACCUACUAGAAGCAUCCAUCCAUCUCAACCGCCAAGCCCACCUCCACUGGUCCCCAUGCCUCUGGAUCAGAGACCCUGCCAGACCUCUCUGACCCCACACUGACUGAAUAAAGCUCCCCCCGCCAGUG
This is a messenger RNA of Phacochoerus africanus (Common warthog), 1799 nucleotides long. RefSeq names its product G protein-coupled bile acid receptor 1 (gene GPBAR1). The record is from RefSeq and is a predicted model, not a curated record. Gene Ontology annotation, cellular component: membrane. The coding region runs from base 664 to 1653 and encodes 329 amino acids. Gene Ontology annotation, molecular function: G protein-coupled bile acid receptor activity. Lineage: Eukaryota; Metazoa; Chordata; Mammalia; Artiodactyla; Suidae. The transcript has 2 exons. Gene Ontology annotation, biological process: G protein-coupled receptor signaling pathway.